UGGGGCUGAGCCCCAGAGCGUAGUCGGACUCUGAAGGGGAGUGGCCGCCGUGAGUGUGGGGCCUGCGGCCUUGUCGUCCCUGCGCCCUCUGCCCGGCCCGCCGCGCGCUAGGCCACUGACGGCACCGGCCUCAGCCAGGCCCCGCGCGUCCCCGCGCGUCUCCUCCUGCCGCGCUCUGAAGACCCGAGAACCUUGGAUAAUUUUGCCCUGGGUUGGCAACUUGGGCGUGAGGGCCUGAAGGAGGGGAUCUCAAGCAGGUGUCAGGAGGUCCCUCUCCACUGAAUACGCCCCCUCGGCUCGUUCCUGCAACUUCCUUUGACCUCGUCUUUCCUCCUCAGUCCUUUAUGCCACCUUCUCCUUUUUUUGCGGAUGCCGCAUCUCCUCUGGAGUGUUGCUCAGCCCUCUAGUACCGCUCGCUGGCCUUGGGAGGGGGUUCCAUUCUCGACCUUACAGAUCAUCUCCCCAGAGAACUUCUUGGUCCUGAUGUCUGACCAUGGAGAUGUGAGCCUUCCACCCGAAGACCGGGUGAGGGCCCUCUCCCAGAUGGGUAGCGCAGUGGAGAUAAAUGAAGACAUUCCACCCCGACGGUACUUCCGCUCUGGAGUUGAGAUUAUCCGAAUGGCAUCCAUUUACUCUGAGGAAGGCAACAUUGAACACGCCUUCAUCCUCUAUAACAAGUAUAUCACGCUCUUUAUUGAGAAACUCCCAAAGCAUCGAGAUUACAAAUCGGCUGUCAUUCCUGAAAAGAAAGACACAGUAAAGAAGUUGAAGGAAAUUGCAUUUCCCAAGGCAGAAGAGCUGAAGGAAGAGCUAUUAAAACGAUAUACAAAAGAAUAUAUAGAAUAUAAUGAAGAAAAGAAGAGGGAAGCAGAAGAGCUCGCACGGAGCGUGGCCAUCCAGCAGGAGCUGGAGAAGGAGCGGCAGAGGGUGGCCCAGCAGAAGCAGCAGCAGUUGGAGCAAGAGCAGUUCCAUGCCUUUGAGGAGAUGAUCCGGAACCAGGAGCUGGAAAAGGAGCGACUGAAGAUCGUGCAGGAGUUUGGGAAGGUGGACCCUGGCCUAGGCGGCCCCCUGGUGCCAGAUUUGGAGAAGCCCUCCCCAGAUGCGUUCCCCCCGGCACCUGUGGCAUCUGCACAGUCUACAGAUUGUAAUACGACCGUGAGGCCUGCCAAGCCACCCGUGGUGGACAGGUCCUUGAAACCGGGAGCACUGAGCAACUCAGAAAGUACUCCUACAAUCGACGGACUGCGCCAUGUGGCGGUGCCCGAGAGGCUCUGCCCGCAGUUCCUCCAGUUAGCCAGUGCCAACACAGCCCGAGGAGUAGAGACAUGUGGAAUUCUCUGUGGAAAACUGAUGAGGAAUGAGUUUACCAUUACUCAUGUUCUCAUCCCCAAGCAAAGUGCCGGGUCUGAUUAUUGCCACACCGAGAACGAAGAAGAGCUCUUCCUCAUACAGGAUCAGCAGGGUCUCAUCACACUGGGCUGGAUCCAUACUCAUCCCACACAGACUGCCUUCCUCUCCAGUGUUGACCUACACACUCAUUGCUCCUACCAGAUGAUGUUGCCGGAGUCAAUAGCCAUUGUUUGCUCCCCCAAAUUCCAGGAAACUGGAUUCUUUAAACUAACUGACCAUGGGCUAGAGGAGAUUUCUUCCUGUCGCCAGAAAGGAUUUCAUCCACACAGCAAGGAUCCACCUCUCUUCUGUAGCUGCAGCCACGUGACUGUUGUGGACAGAGCAGUGACCAUCACAGACCUUCGAUGAGAAUUUGGCUUGAACACUUCCCAAGAACUAUAAAACCAUAUCAGUGUACUGUAGGCCCUUAACUUAAACUUUCCAGAAAGCUCUGGAAGCCUUUUUAAACAGAAUUAAAAGUGAGUAUCACCUGGGGGAGAACUGAUUUUCUAUUUCUGGUUUAAAAAGAAAUAAUUGGCUGUAUUUUUUACAAGUGUGGAAAAAUAGCAUGACCCACUAAGACAACUUUUCAGUCUGUCUGCAAUUAAAAAAUUAAGUUGAAAGAAUGGUAUAAUGAACACUUAAUCUAUACCCUUUAUUCUAGAUUCACAAGUUAACAUAUUUUUUUCCUCUAAGCUAUGCUCCUAAUUUCUCCACCUAUUUGUCUACUGUUUACCUUUGGAAUUAUUAAGGGCAUCUAUGCAGAAAUUUGGAAGCCAUUUAGAAAAUCUUUGGGUUUUCCUGUGGUUUAUGACAACAUUAAUGAAGCUUAUUACAAGGGUGAUGGAUAGCUCACUAUGUCUGACCAGAUGGUGAGGCCCAAAAACCCUGAAGAGUGAUUUUGUCAGGAAGUAUUAUUAUUUAACAAAUAUGUCUGGAUAUUUUUUUCCUCUACAAUAAAAUAACAAUUAACAUA
Neogale vison (American mink) is the source of this 2365-nucleotide messenger RNA. It is a transcript of the gene STAMBP, whose product is annotated as STAM binding protein. The transcript is spliced from 10 exons. Gene Ontology annotation, cellular component: endosome; cleavage furrow. NCBI's taxonomy places the organism in Eukaryota, Metazoa, Chordata, Mammalia, Carnivora, Mustelidae. Gene Ontology annotation, molecular function: protein binding; K63-linked deubiquitinase activity; metal-dependent deubiquitinase activity. The coding region runs from base 370 to 1758 and encodes 462 amino acids. Gene Ontology annotation, biological process: protein K63-linked deubiquitination. The record is from RefSeq and is a predicted model, not a curated record.